Molecule: messenger RNA, 309 nt
Organism: Pelobates cultripes (western spadefoot toad)
Lineage: Eukaryota; Metazoa; Chordata; Amphibia; Anura; Pelobatidae
Source: the annotation of a GenBank genome assembly
AUGGCUGACAGCACAACUGUUCAGUCGCAGGUCCAUGGAGCUCCGCAUCAAUUCCAAGACAAUACCGAAAAAUGUAUUCAACCGGAGCCCAGCGGAAGCCUACACCCUAUCGCACCCCCACAGAGACAUAAUAGGGCGCAGGAACCGCAGGUUUUACCCACCAGAGCUCCCCAGACAACCAGAUAUAUGGUUCUCCUUCGAGCGGCCUGUACUGCCUGCACCUCUCAAGAUGGCGCCCGCCACGAGGCUCAAGGAGGAAGAGGAGCUCCUGGCCUCAUCCAAACAGAGCGUGCACUCCCCGGAGACUAA